This is a messenger RNA of Heterotrigona itama, 1005 nucleotides long. The record is from the annotation of a GenBank genome assembly. Lineage: Eukaryota; Metazoa; Arthropoda; Insecta; Hymenoptera; Apidae.
UUUUUUUUUCUUUCUGUUCCUUUGUCUCAGCGACGUUUCCUUUCGUCGUCGUGGACGUCGUCGCGCCCGCAGGCUCGAUGGAGAACGCAAGUGGCACGCGACAAGACCGAAGGAAACCGAGGAGGGAACGCUCGUAGAGAGUCUGUGGUAUGCGAGAAAAACGAGCAUUUUGACCGAGGAAACGCAGAAGGAUUGAAGGCCGAGUAUAAUUCGAUGCAAAUGUACCGGGCAGGCAUCGACAGAACCGGUACGAACCUCGAAUACACAGUGACCUGGACACGCUCGAAAAUGUCCUACGACUCGAACACACGAGUGAAAAGGAGCAAAACGUUUCGACGAACGAUGACAAUGUUGAGCAUCGAGACUACGUCGAACAAACGUAAUGGCACGAGCAUAGACGAGGACGUGGCCAUUUUACCAGGAUUCAACGUCACCACGACAGCGAGCGGCGCUAGCAAGACGAGUCACUUCGAGACAGAUUUGCAUGGGAAUGUUAACAUUCUUCUCGGCGGGGCGAUGCUCAGCGGCGUGAUUAUGGUUGUUCUACUGAUGUGCUACUGCUGUCACAAGAGCAUCCGGAAGAACCGACCGCAAGAGUACCCGCAAUACUGGAGGACCGAACCAGACGUGCACAGCCUCGAGGUCUUCACCACGGAAGCGCACGCUGCUUGCUGCGAGAGACAAUCGGCGGCCGACGGGAACCAGGACGAGAGCACGUACGGCGCGCUUUCGUGCCCGGUGACACCGAACUCCGGUCCUGGACCACCUCCGACCUACGACAGCCUGAUCUUCGACUCGAGGAGCUUGCCCAGUUCCAUCGACAAGAAGCCCGAGGGCGUGGAAACGCCGGGCACCAUAAUUCCUUCCAUGGUGUCCACGUUGCUCGGCUUGAGCACCGCGGUGAGACGGACGGAACGCAACGAGGUCACGGAACAAGAAAUCUCCGACGAAGGAUUGCCUUCGUACGAAGCCGCCUUGAAGCUGGACGCAAACGGCUACGUCUAA